Molecule: messenger RNA, 1263 nt
Organism: Peronospora matthiolae
Lineage: Eukaryota; Oomycota; Peronosporomycetes; Peronosporales; Peronosporaceae
Source: the annotation of a GenBank genome assembly
AUGGUCGAGUCGCUGAGGACCAUUAAAGAGACCAAGUCCGUCAUGUGUUUAUCACCCCACGAGAAGCUCAGUACCCAGCGUAAUAAGCGCUCGCAGACUUCCUUACCAUCGGCAAUAGACGGAGAAUCAGACGUGAAGAAGAAGGUGCGACGGGAGGACGGGAACAAGGUGCGAGAGUGUGAUGUCGUCUCUCUCCAUGGAGCAGGAGCAGGAAGUGCUAGUGACGACUGUUACGUCCGUGCUAUGGACUUUGACGACUGCUUAAAUCAGGACAUUGACUGGGUCAACCACGACGAGAUGGACUUGACACUCAGUAUGGACGCCCUGGCUCACGACCACGACGGCACGGACUUUGGCUUCCAUCCAUCCUUCUUGCGAGGCAGUGGCCUGGACUUUGAAGACGUGGCCGAGAUGGCUUCGACCUUCGUUGAUCCGGUCUACAUCCGCUUGGAAUCAAGCAACAAUGCCAAGGACGCCGAGAAGCUCCUCAUGAGCUUUGACACGAUGAAUUUUACGAUUCCGUCGCCAACCAGCGCUUCAAGUAGGAAGCGUACGAGUCUUUUUGCCGCUGAGAAAGAUGCAGAAACACAGGAAAGAGAGGAGAUGGCAAGUUGUGCGUCGACAGCAGCUGCGAGUUCUAAGGCCGCUGCUGUUCCUUGCUCUACGACAGCCAGCUCGUUUGCUUCGAAAGAGCUUUGCAAGGAGCGAGAUCAAGUAUCUGCUGCAAGUACCUGCACAUCGUCGAUACCAGUAAGUUCGUCGGUAGACCCGGUACUCAGCGUGUUAAGCAUUGGAACGAGUGUCCCAUCGUCGAAAACGACCGGGAAGAAGAUUGGCUCGUACAGCCCAGCAGCACGGAAGCUGCGUCUUCAGAGGUUCCAUGAGAAGCGCAAGAAUCGCACGUGGAAGAAGAGCAUCAAGUACGACUGCCGGAAGAAGCUGGCAGAUGACCGUCCGCGGAUCAAGGGUCGGUUCGUGCGUGUGCUUGAGAACAGUAGCGACGCAAAGACCGAUAUGACACCAUCCUUGCCCCCUUCAGCAUCCGUUGGGUAUACAUUUCCAAUAUCUGCCACCAGUGGGGUGGCUAUACCACCGAUGGCUACACACAUAGUCAAGUCUCAUGUGACGACAUCGUGUAUAUCAACUUUGGCUUCAGCUGUCAAGCACGCUUCUGUGACCAAACCGGCGUCUGUAGCAGCACCGGUACCAAGUGCAGCAGCAGCAGCAGCUCUACCGUUUGCGCGCAUGAUUGCAAGUGUGUGA